UCGCCGUCAAAUUCAAGCGACAGUUUGUUUGGUAGAGAGUGUGUUGGACGUUGGGUUAGCAACACCGUGGCUGUGUGCUGAUAGACUCGUUUAUAAAGUUAAAAACAAAUACGAAAUUUAUUUUGGAUGACCGGAUAAAGCAAUGGAAACAGUGACGGAGGGAGACGUAUCUAAACUAUCUAAGAUAGAGCAACGCAAACUGAAAUUGGCAGAAUAUCUGGUGGCAAAAGGAAGACUGAAAGCACCUAAUCCAAAACCAUAUCUCAAGGACAAACCUGUUACAAAGAAACCUGCUGAAAGUAAUCAAAAGGAAAAAAUUAGAGGUGAUGCAAAGGAGAAUUGUGGCAUCAAUGGCACAAAUGUAAAAGAAGGGAAGAAAUUGGCAGAGGUUAAUAAAAACACAUCCACAAAAAAAGGACUCAGCCUCCAUUCACAAGCCAAAGCCCCAGCACAAUCUUCCAGUAGUUCCAAUAAUACUUGCCAGGCAGGCUUUCGUCUCUUAAAGACAUUAAGCAAUAGCACUGCUUCCCUUCAAAAUCCAAGGAAACCACACAAAGCUGAGGAAACUCCUGCAUCAAUCAAUGCUGCAAAUAGGACUCGUUCACAGCGCCUUCAAAAUGAUCAACACAAAGCCCAUCAAGCACAGCCAGCUUCAAAUACAACUCAGAAGUCAAAAAAAUCAAGUCUUGUUUCAGUCUGUGGCCCUUCAAAGUCUGGAUAUGGCAUCUCUGCUCACACACGCACAGAUCAAAUGUCCCGAACCAAGACGGCGCUUCAGUCAACAAGGCCUUUGGCUAGGAAAUUAGCAGAAACAACCAUCAAAACAACCUCAACUGCCAAUUUGAAGAGUCAAAGACCAAUGAGCACAACUGGGACAAAAAUUCAGACAAACAUUGUUUCUAAACCCCAGGCAAAGCUAACACAGCAACCCAGGAGUCAAAGUGCUGUACCCAAGAUUGGCAUUCACAACAGCAGUUCUCAGAGCAGUAAACUCAUGAGCCGAAAAUCGAAUUCGGCGACAAACAGAUUUGACGUGAACCAGAGAAAGGAUAUUUCAUGCAUUAUCACAAAAGUGGAUGCCACAAAAACAAAAUCGGAUUGCUCCGUCACAAACAGAGAAACAAGAACAAGUGUCUCUACUUUAUCUAACCCUGCAAAUAGUAAAGGAUCGGCUAUCAUCAAAAAUAAACAGAAUAUUACUGUUAAACCAAUUAGUGCCACUGCUUCGACCAAACUCCCCGGUCGAAACACCAAGAGUUGUGUAUUGCCACAGACAAGCACUGCGCCCCAAGAGCUUCAGCGGCCCACCAAGAGAUCCAGCCAGGUCAAGCCUGCAGUGCAAUUUCAGACCCCUAAAUCCAGUUUCUGUCCCAGUACUCAAGGUGUCCGAACAGCCCCGGUAGAUGGAGGGAAGAAGCCAACUGCAGCUCAGGAGCAGAGACUAUGUAAGCUCCAGGAGUGGCGGGAAUCGAGGGGCAUCACAUAUAAACGUCCUCCCAUGCCUGUCCGGCUGAUGAGAAGGAAAACGGUCUCUGCUAUUCCUCAGCCAUACUGGGCUUCUAUCGAGAAAGAAGAUGAAGUUCAUAACAUUGUCUUUGCUGUGGACCGGUCACUGGAUGACUGCAUUCAAUUAUUACAGCAGGGUUUCCCAGUAGAAAAGGUCAGAGAUGUGCUGUCUCGGGUGCCAAUGGCACAGAAGUUUGCUAAAUACUGGAUCUGCCGGGCCAGACUAAUGGAAAGAGAAGGAAACCUGGAUGUUCUACCCAUGUUCCAGGAGGCCAUCCGUGUAGUGAGAGAGCCAGUGGAUGAACUACGAUCUGUGGUUUUUGAGAUCCUUAAAAAGGGUCAGAUUCAAGGUAUGUCUCCGAUGCCAAAAGAGCCUGAAAUGCUAGAGACUAGGAUGCAUGAAGAACAGGAAGUCGGUAAUGUCAUGUGCACUCCAAAACCUGUCGGGGCCAUCAUAUGUGGAAUGAGGGGAGACUCCUCUGUCGUCAAAUAUAAAAUUACAGCCACCCCAGGGGGGAAAAGGUGUCAGCAGGGAGUGGAAUCAGGACAAGUAGACGGUCACGAAAUCCGUUUCUUUACCCCAGUGCGGCGUUCAGUGCGGAUUGAGAAAACUGCUCCGCGCUACCCAACAGCCUUGCAGGAACAUGACCCCUGUGUGACCUCUCUUUGUGACCUUGCAGGUGAGAGUAAGGAAGAGGUCGAAGGUAACACACAACCCCAGAGCUCUCCUGUGUAUGUGUACCGGGAGAAUGAAGCACUGAGCGACCAUGUUCAAGUUAAACUUGUUUAUCCAGAGGAGGUUGAAACAUUAUAAUGUUUGUUAAAAUGCAGUGACCUUCAUUUUCCACCUGGAAGCCAAGAAUUGUUUUUAUAAUUGUUUUCAUUCUGUUUUUACUAUUUGUUUGUAAUGUCUUUUGUACUAUAAUGCACAUUUAGACAAGCUCAUAUACUACUAAACAUAUUUUUGCUAGGUUUAAGCCAUACUGGUUAGAUGCUACCUAAUUGGAUCAUAUCUUUGUUGUCAUGAAUUUCAACAUUAAGCAUUGCUGUGUAAAAAACUUCAACAGAAGAGUUAAUAUUCUGUUAAUCAGAGAUUUAAGUCAAAACUUUCCUUUUAACUUCAGUUAUAAUUUAUGGAUCAGUCUCAAUCUCUUGUGCAUGUCUGAGCACACAUGAAUUUUAAUGUAAGAAAUUGGAUUUUACAUUAUAAAUAAACCCUAUUUAAGUUCCCAAUGCUAUGAUUUUGUUCAAACGAAGCUGCAGAAUUAUAGAUUAGUGUUCUACAAUCUGAGCAAACAAAAUCUCUAGUGUUUUUCUUUUUCUUUAUUUAAUCUUGAAAUGUAGAUGUUUGCUGUUGAUUGGCAGAACACUUUGUGAGAUUUUUAGGGUAGUAAAACUUUAAAGGUAUUAAAGUUCAUGUGCUACUGAGUAUUUGCUUUUUUGGUUCAGUUAAAGGUCGAACAAUAUAAGUAGUGGUUUAGAUUGGAGUAGAAUGUGGUAGAUGGGAAACCGUUGCGUACGUUCACAGGACAAUGAGGGAAGAUUUCAACCCCCCAAAAUGAAUCUUUCAUCGUUUACAUAUCUUUUUUUUUUUUAAACUGUUGACUUUUGUGUACUUUAGACAAUAGCAUAAAGGUCAUUUGCAGUUCAUAGCAGCUGAGUUAAGAUGUGAUGCAACAAAAUACACCUCUUUGGCCCAACUUAAAACUUCUAAAAGUUAAAGUUACCACGAAAUCAAAAUCGACAUAACUUAUUUUUUAUGUAAUAUUGCAAUAUCUGUAGGCUAAUCAUCCAUGCAUAUCACUUUAUUUUUAUAAAAUUCAUAAGCCUUCUUAAUCUGAUGACGUUUACUGCCGUGAGGGUGGGACAGCAGUAGCAAACCACAAAUAUCCAAUAAAUUCCUGAUGGACAAAAUCA
Messenger RNA from Pimephales promelas (fathead minnow), 3423 nucleotides. RefSeq names its product cytoskeleton associated protein 2 like (gene ckap2l). Gene Ontology annotation, cellular component: cytosol; centrosome; mitotic spindle. Lineage: Eukaryota; Metazoa; Chordata; Actinopteri; Cypriniformes; Leuciscidae. The record is from RefSeq and is a predicted model, not a curated record.